Molecule: messenger RNA, 6309 nt
Organism: Nylanderia fulva
Lineage: Eukaryota; Metazoa; Arthropoda; Insecta; Hymenoptera; Formicidae
Source: RefSeq, a predicted model, not a curated record
AAAAAACCUGCAAGAAACUGUAGAAAUGAUUGUGUUUGGGAGCGAUAUUUUUCUCGGGGAAAAGUCGAUUCGAUUUCAAUAAAGAAAUUUAUCGGACGAUCUGCUGUUGUUUGUGCGAACGGCACGCAGCACGCAAGCAGCGGCAAGGCAAGCGCACACUACCCCCUGUCGCAUGGAGCGUGCGCGAGGGCGCGAGUAGGAUCGAGUAGGACUAUGUAGUAGGAGUAGGAACGUAGGACGCGAGUCGAGUCAAGUCGUCGGUCGUCGUGGGUCGUGCGGGUCGUGGUGUGUGCCGCUGGCCGCUGCGGAGGGGCCAGAGAGCGCGUCUCCUGUGGAGCCACAGCUGGUGGGGACCGUUAGUCAAGAUGUAAACUGUCAAGGCAAGAAUGUCACGCUAGAGAUAAGAGCCGUUUGGGCCGCGAGAGAACGAGGGAAAGAGCGUGAAGGGUUGAAGAGGAGUGAAACUCAAGAGGGAAGAAGGGAGAGAGAGAGGGAGAAAGAAAGAAAAAAUAAAAAGAAAAAAGCGCGCAACAGUGAGCGAGAUAGGGAAAAAGGAAAAGCGAGAAAACCAGGAGAGAACCAGGCCUUGCACCCGCACGAGAGGAGAUUACAGAAAUGGAGUAGCUGGAAAAGGGAAUCGAUCGGCCGCCCGCGAUAGAUGUGGCAAUGGAGGACACGAGACUGGGAUGACGGUCGUCGCACGAGCAGUGACGGAGGCGGAGGGGAGUGUCCUGCUUUUUCGUCCCUUCGACCUCGCCACCUCCGGAGCUUCUUUUCCUUUUCGGUGUACAUACGCGCGUGUCGCGAAGGCGAAGGUAAGGCGCGAUGCCGACACGUCAACGAGUGCAGCGACGAGUCGAUCAAGGCAGUGCGAGAACAGGAAGUAGAGCAUCAUCUGAGCACCCAAAAAUGACGUCAGGAUUGCCGAGUGCUCAUCAAAAGAAGCUUGGACCAGCGCCGAUAGCAUCCUUCGAAGACCUGUCGGACGAAGUGGAAAACGGGGAAUCAGCGACGGCGGUGACGGCGGCGGCGGGGCGAAUGCCGGGCAUCGUCGAGGUUACCACACCGGCAACGCCUGGUAGUUCGCUCAAGACGCCCAGCACGCCGCGAAUUGAUAUCAGCAGAGCGAGCAGCUCCUCGCACCACGAGGACAGUAAUUCCAGAGACUCGUCGCCUGAGCGGGAGCUUCUCGCAGGUGCGGAUCCUCCGCCUGGCUGCAAGCUGACUUUGGGCUACAAAGAGGAUGCGCAAGAUCUCAGGUCCUCCACGGAAGAGUUGGACUUACAAGAUCCUGUUCACGAACAGGAUCUUAAAAGGGAGUCAAAGAAACGAAAACGAAAGGAGGUGGAUGGAUCUCAAUCGGAUUACAGCGGUAAACAGCUGGAUCGUGAACGCAAGGACAGUAAUUGCUCGGAGAUAUGUCUGCUCAAUAUCAGCGGCAGAACGUCCAGAUUGUCUUCGGUCGGUAGCCAAGGCUCCGGUGUUUCCGGGAAGCUCUCGGUUGUAUCGGCAACUUCCUCCAGAUCUCCCAGUCCGCAUAAAUGUCUGUUGGAGACAUCAUUCUGCGGAAGCAAACCGACGCUGGUUGACAACUUGAUAGAGCCGUCGAAACCGGAGACCGAUGAUCUUGAAAAGAUACUCUUGAAGCGAGAGGCUGAUACUACGAAGGCGUUGAUUCCCGAGAGCAUCAAGGUACCGAUGGUUGGAGGCAACUUGAAGCCGGAUCCGUUGGAUAAGCCCAGAAGACGCGGUCGGGAAGAACGAAAAGAGAUCUUUAAGCGAGAGGUGGAAAUUACCAAGAGAUUUCUGGAGAAAGCUAAUAUAGAGGUACCAGUCAUCAAAAAAUCAGGCGAACAACAAGGAUCGACGAUACCGCAACAGCAAUCAACAAAGGCUCAACUUCAAGAAGUUCAGAAACCCGUGACACUCGAUUUCAACGAUAAAAGAAAGAAGACGCAAAACUUUAAGGAAAUUGUGCAGACGACACCUACGACGAGUAGCUUCACGGGAAGUCCCAAAUUACCGAGACAUCAAAAAGUGCGUGACCUCGAAGGCUCGCGAACGCCUAGUCCGUCAUCCGUAUCUAGGAAGAGCAGCUUCGCUUCGUUGUUCAAGACUAAAACCGAUGGUUGCGUAUUGAGCCCGGAAUCACCGUCACCCAAUACGAAGCCACGACGAAAUCUUACGUCGAAACUGAAAGACACCACGGAGAGUUUAAGAAGUCGUUCAAAGUCACGCGAGAGGGUCUCCGUUGACAAGGGUUCAACUCCAAAAAAGGAUUCAAAAAAUAAAGGAAUGUUUUCGUCUACGUUAAGUCUAUUCAAGAAACGUGAGAGAAAAAAGAGCUACGAUGAGGCGAUUGCGGCCUCAUGCGACCUCGACGCUCGUAGUGGAGUCGAACAUCCGUCCUUAGAGAGCAUCGGCCGCGUCGAGUUUACAUUCAACAUGGACAAGGAAAGAAACCGCCAGGAUGAUUCAAUCUUCAUCAGCCUGCACGCCGAUGACAGGAAUUACGAGGAGGCCUUGCCGUCGGAGAGUGUCUCGAUACCACUAGAAACGCCGACCAAGUUGCUAGACGAGUACGAAUCCGAAGAACCACGUACGAGUAGCAUAAUCACGGAGGUGUCGAUUGAACAUCAUCCAAUGCCAUCAUCAAUUGGUAAAGUCAGGACCGAGGCACAGAUCGAGACAAUGACGACAACUAUGGUGACGACGCAGGCCAUGUCCAGGAGCUCGUCCAAAGAUAAUCAGCUUCUGGAGAGUGCGCUGAAAGAUCCGCAGAUAUCAAAAAUUAACGCGCAGGCUAAUAAAAUAAAUGUCGAAACAUCAUUACCAUUGAUGAAAUCGUCGAUUAAACCAGAGAUAAAAUCGACGGACUCGCGAAUAUCCAGCGGCUCGUUGAAGGAAUCUAUUAGCAAAAAGCCAGAAAUAACAAAACCGAAAAGAAAAAGUAAAGGAGAGAAUCAGCAGCAGCCUAUACCGCCUGAGAGGAUAGACAGUGAUGCACCGACGCAACAGAAAAAAGUAGGUAGUAGGGAAUCUACACGAGCUGCACAAGAUACCAAGAGAUCCGAUUUUCUCGAUGACAAAGUCAGCAACAAGGACAGUUUGGUAAAAACGUCUAGCAUGAUAUCCGAUUUGGAUCACAACAGUUCAGAGUCUGAAAGAGAUUCGGAGAUUGAAUUCAUUCGCAAUAAGGUUGAAAAGAUGGCGGAGGAGUUACCGGAUGAACGAAAGGGUCUCUUUUACGAAGAAAGUUUUGAGGAAGAUCUUCCAUAUGUACCGACGACCCUGCCGUUGGAGAAGAGCGUUGCUGUACCUAUUCUGCCUGUUAAACAACGACUUCAGGAAGUAAGGACAAUUCCGAUAGAAAGACCGCGUUCAACGACACCGAUAAAUCCGACUCUACUCGACGAGUUCGUGAUGCAGACGUCGUUGGAUGAGCGACGUGUGGAGCGAAUGAAGAUAUCUUUGCCGCGAGAGGAUAGUUUUAAAUUGAAGAGUCCGCGCCGGCAGUAUGCCAGUACGAUGAACACAUUUACGGAGUUUGCGGGCAGAGUACCACCGGACGGUGGUCGUAAGAGCAUUAUCGGUCAAGCAAAAUCACCCAGUCCACCUCCACUGCCACCGAGAGCACCAGCAGCAGCGGCAUCAGCAUCAGCAUCAGCAUCAGCAUCAGCAUCAGCAGCAUCAACAUCAGCAUCAGUGUCAGCUGCAAUAGCAACAGUGCGGCCGAGCAACUGGAUAAAUUUUGAAGAAAUACCAGAGAAACGGAAAGCGCCGAAACGAAUACAGACGAUACCGCGACCGGAAGACGAGAUUGCAAAGACGAUUACCGGCGGUUACAGUUAUGUGCAACCGGAGGAGUGCAAGUGUGAGUGCCAUGAAGAAUCUAGGCGGGCGUCUAUGCGAGAGGCGACAGCGGCGGCGACUGCCGCCACCGCCACCGCCACCGCCACUGCCACCGCCAUCACCAUUAGUACCAGAACUUCCUCUUGUAGUAGCAACGGCGAACGACCAUGCAACGGUGAAAACUGUACAGCGCCGACCACUGGCGGCAAUUCCGUCGAUCGCGCCAGCAUUGUCAGUGAUAGCUCGCUGGAAUGUUCGCUGAGUAUUGAUGAUGGUCAAAGUACACAGGCGCUCCUCGGCAAUUCGACGAAACCCUUCGCCAUGGAUCUCGACGUACGAUCCAAUAGAUCGAGCAUCAUAUCGCAGGAGGAAAACGACGAGAACCAGCACCAAUAAUAAUAAUAAUAUUAAUAACAAACCUAGCAUAGCGCACCCACGCCUUAGAAUCUUUGGAGUUUUUCUUCGUCGAAAGUUGAUCCGACUUUUUGCCUCUGACACGGACAAACAACAGUUUGAUUCCAAAAAGACGGACUUGUUAUUAUUAUUUUCAUUUGCAUGGUUUCUUUUACGAAAAAAGUUUCAAGGAGAAUUCACAAUUGGAAUCAUUUUUACAUUUCUUUGCAGAUUCUAUGCCUCUUUAUAGCGCGCGGUGUAUGUACAUACAUCGAUAAAACUUUCGUUAAUCAAAGGUACCUACAUCGCCCUCAUUUUCAAAAUUUUCCCAACUUUCAGAUGUUUUUGUGGAUCGUAUGUUAUGCGAUUAUUUAUUUACGCGUGAGUUAUUAUAAUCUGUUGUAUAUUGCGAUUUUUUCUCUAUUUUUUGACCGCCGGGAGUAGUCGCAUUUUUUACAGCUGCUUCGUUUGUAAUGUUAUUAUAUGUAUAAAGAGGAUUUAUUUCUCCAAAUUGUUUUGAAUUUAUAUCUAAGAAAGAAAAUUGUAUAUAUUAUGUCUUUCGUAACAUUUUUCUUUUAAUAUAUAAAUUUAAGAUAUUUUGGAAAAAUAUCAUGCGGUUAAACGAGUCAGUUUUUAUUCCAAUUUAUUUUCACACGCGUUUUUUUUAUAAUCAAAAAAGACUUGGAUGAUGGCUCGCUAACAUUUCUACUAAAUAUCGGCGAAUUUUCUCUAUCGAGAGAUAAUCGCGUCACUAUUGAAAAUCGUUGGCGAAGCGCUCGCACAUCGCUCGGAUAUGUAAGAUCUUGUCUCUCUUUUUUGGCUCAAAAAAUUGUGUGCGCGUAUACUUAUGUGUAUUUACAAUACACAUAAUAUAUAACUAUACAUAAACUAGUGAAAUAUUUAAAUAUACAUUUUAUUUGAUCAAUCAUUGUAUACGCUGAGGCGAGACGAGGCGAGAUCUCACAGUGUUUGGGCAAGCUUUUAAAGUUUCAUAUCAUGUACGUAGAUAAGUGUAGAUUUAUAGGUAUGUAUUAUAUAUAUUUUCGUGGGCACGUUGAUCUCGUAUACCGAGAUUAAGAAGUUUAUUCAAUGUUGAGCCGGAGGAACCGGUACGAUCAUUCAUUGGUCGAUUGUUUCUUAAACUUGUAUGAUAGCAUUUACAUAUAUUAACGAUUAUCGUGAUGCAGGAUCUGCGCAAACGCAAUUCUGCCGCCGUUAUUAUACAUAUAGUAUUGUACGCUUUCUCCUUGGACCAGAACACAAACAUAAUAUGGCGUUCGGCGAACAGACGCCGCACCGGGCCGCGGGCUUAAUGCCACAUAACUUAUUCGAAUACUCAUCGGGCGGUGACGGUAUUCAUAGUUGGUUAUUAUAUUUAUCAAGAGAUGCUAUUUGAUUGGUUGAACGAGGUCUUAAGACGAUCUUAAAUAUAAGAACGGAUUAUGAAUACCGCCCAUCGAAACAUCUUUGAAUGCGAUACGCAUUUAUGGAUCUUUUCUGCUAUCACACUAUAGUGUUGGAACGUUUCUAAUGCGUCGGCGACUUUUCUACUCGCCAUACAAUUUUCUCUCAUUAUCUUUCUCACUUUCGGAGCUUGGCUUAGCGAGCCAUCAUUCGUAAACUCGCGCUAAUUUCUUCACCAAAGAGAGUGAGUGAUUCUUUGUCGUUCACUGCUCGCCGGGAAUUCCAGAGAAUCGAGAUGAGUAACGCUUGUCAAUCGUACGCGUUCCAUAGAUUGAACUCGUACGAUGUAGAGAGAAAAAAUUCUAUAUUAUCUACCUCCUGAGAAACGUAUUGAAGGUACAGAGUAUCUGUAGAAAGAUUGUUUCAUCGAGCGCUCGAAGAAAGCUCGAUAAUGACAGUUUGAUCCUUUUUUCACGAAAAAUUAAAAAGUUAUUUAUAUUUUUCUUUCCAAAAAAUAUAAGAAGGAAAUAUAUCGUACGUGUAUAACGCUAUAAAGAUAUAAUAUGCAAAGUCGAGCAGAAUAAUUGUGAUACUGGGAUAUAAAUUUCAUUUCUUUAUGCAAUUGUACAUGAAAUUCAUUAUAAAGUUGAAGUUGAGAAA